AUGGAUUUUGAACGUGAAAGUAGCAGUGACGAAGAGAUGAUUGAGGAUUUGGAAGAAAUUAACGAAUUAUUUCCUAUUCGUGGUGGCCGAGUCAUGAAAGAAAAAAUCGAUCAUGUUCAUCAUUUAUCUGACGCCGAAUUCGUAAAGAGGUUCCGCCUUUCCAAAGAAUGUUUUCAUCGGUUGUUGUCAGAGGUUGAAGAAAACAUUAAACCACGAACAGAAAGGUAUUGUAUAUUGUAUAAUUUGGUAUCAUUUGUAAAAUUAAAGAUAUUAUUUUCUAGAAAUUCAGCAAUAUUUGCCUCAAACCGGUUAUUAUUAACAUUAAGAUUUUUUGCUACGGGUAAUAUGUUGCUGGCUGUGGCUGAUUUUUGUGGGGUCAGUGAAGCUGCAGCAUCCCAAAUAGUGAAGUUGGUGGCAAUAGCCAUUGCCAAUUUAAGACCCCAAUACUGCAAAAUGCCGGAGGGUGACGACAUUGGAAAAGCGCAAAGAAACUUUUAUAACAUUGCUCGAUUUCCUUUGGUUAUUGGCACCAUCGAUUGUACGCAUGUACGAAUUCAAUCGCCAGGUGGAGACCAAGCAGAAAAUUUUAGGAAUAGAAAAGGCUAUUUUUCCUUUAAUGUACAGACGGUAUCGGACGCAAAUCUGAAAAUUUUAGAUAUAGUGGCUAGAUGGCCUGGAUCCACGCACGAUCAAACUAUUUUUAAUAAUAGCAGUAUACGCAACAGGUUUGAACAGGGCCAUUUUGGAAACGGUAUAUUGCUUGGGGACAGUGGGUAUCGCAAUACAAAUUAUUUGUUAACUCCCCUUGUCGCACCAAGGACAGAGGCAGAGCGUCUCUAUAAUGAAGCUCAAAUAAGGACCCGAAAUGUCGUAGAACGGCAGUAUGGGGUUUGGAAGAGACGAUUCCAAGUUUUAAGAUUGGAAAUGAGGGUGGCGACGGAAAGGUAACAAUUAGAACCAAUUAGUUAAAAAAAUUAAAAGAAGAACCGUUACCAUCCGAGGAUGAGGAUGACGAUAAUAACCCCAACAUAGAAGUGGAGAGAAAUGGUGAUGACAUUGCUGGUGAUAAAAGGGCAGAAAUGAUACAAUAUUUCGAAACUUUGCGAUAACAUAUAUAUUUACAAUAAGUAAUAAACAAUGUAACAAAAUAAUAAAACUAAUUUUUUUCUAAUGAG
Onthophagus taurus is the source of this 1175-nucleotide messenger RNA. The record is from RefSeq and is a predicted model, not a curated record. NCBI's taxonomy places the organism in Eukaryota, Metazoa, Arthropoda, Insecta, Coleoptera, Scarabaeidae.